AUGGUCCGCAUUAAACUAUGGUUCAUGGCUACACAGAAAUGUAAUUCAGAUGACUUGUUCUUCUGUGAGCCUCACCAAGCCUUGGAAGGAAAAAGAAAUGGAAAAACAGAAGCUCUGUACCAGCAAGCCAGGCUGCAUGACCGUGGGGCUGCCGAGAUGGUGCUUCAGACUGUCAGCGCCAGCAAAGAAAACAAAACCUGGUUUGUGCUCAGUGGCUAUGUGGUUUCUCUGUUUCUGCAGAAGAUGCUGGACUAUCUGAAGGAGAAGAAGGACGUGGGUUUCUUCCAGAGCUUGGCGGGUCUCAUGCAGUCCUGCAGCGUUCUUGACCUGAAUGCCUUCGAGCGGCAGAACAAAGCUGAAGGGCUUGGGAUGGUGACAGAGGAAGGAUCAGGAGAGAAGGUGCUUCAGGAUGAUGAAUUCACCUGCGACCUCUUCAGAUUCCUGCAGCUGCUGUGCGAGGGACACAACUCAGAUUUUCAGAAUUAUCUGAGAACUCAGACAGGCAACAAUACAACAGUCAACAUUAUCAUCUCUACUGUGGACUAUCUCCUCAGAGUGCAGGAAUCCAUUAGUGACUUCUAUUGGUAUUACUCCGGGAAAGACGUGAUUGACGAGCAGGGACAACGGAACUUCUCCAAAGCUAUCCAAGUAGCAAAGCAAGUCUUCAACACUCUUACUGAGUACAUUCAGGGCCCUUGCACUGGAAAUCAGCAGAGCUUGGCACACAGCAGGCUCUGGGAUGCGGUUGUAGGCUUCCUUCACGUAUUUGCCCACAUGCAGAUGAAGCUGUCUCAG
Messenger RNA from Nannospalax galili (Upper Galilee mountains blind mole rat), 795 nucleotides. RefSeq names its product ryanodine receptor 2-like. The transcript is spliced from 8 exons. Gene Ontology annotation, cellular component: smooth endoplasmic reticulum; Z disc; sarcolemma. The annotation marks the transcript as partial. Gene Ontology annotation, molecular function: ryanodine-sensitive calcium-release channel activity. The record is from RefSeq and is a predicted model, not a curated record. NCBI's taxonomy places the organism in Eukaryota, Metazoa, Chordata, Mammalia, Rodentia, Spalacidae. Gene Ontology annotation, biological process: calcium ion transport.